This is a messenger RNA of Rhea pennata, 982 nucleotides long. It is a transcript of the gene MRPL19, whose product is annotated as mitochondrial ribosomal protein L19. Gene Ontology annotation, cellular component: ribosome; mitochondrial large ribosomal subunit. Gene Ontology annotation, biological process: translation. Lineage: Eukaryota; Metazoa; Chordata; Aves; Rheiformes; Rheidae. The record is from RefSeq and is a predicted model, not a curated record. The transcript has 6 exons. The coding region runs from base 22 to 858 and encodes 278 amino acids. Gene Ontology annotation, molecular function: structural constituent of ribosome.
CCGGAAGUGGCCGUAGUCACCAUGGCAGCGGCCUGCGGGAGGCUCUGGGAGAGGCGAGCGGCGGCCUUGGCGGGCCUCGCCGCGGCGCCCGGCAGAUGUUUUUCGUUCUCGGGGUACCGAAGCAGCAGCGAUGGGGAGCCAGCGAAAUUUAAGCCGCCUCCGAAGCCUGUCAUUAUUGACAAGCAGAAACAGACGGUGGAGAGGAGGUUCUUGAGCCCUGAAUUUAUACCUCCUAGAGGGAGAACAAAUCCUCUUAAGUUCUAUAUAGAAAGAAAGGAUAUGAUACAGAGACGAAAAGUCUUCAACAUCCCAGAGUUCUAUGUUGGCAGUAUACUCGCUGUUACUACUGCAGACCCAUAUGCUAAUGGCAAAACCAGCCGGUUUGUAGGCAUCUGCAUUCAAAGAGGAGGAAAAGGACUUGGUGCUACCUUUGUACUUCGAAACGUUAUAGAAGACCAAGGUGUUGAAAUAUGUUAUGAACUGUACAAUCCUCGAAUCCAGGAGAUCGAGGUUCUGAAAUUAGAAAAGAGGCUAGAUGAUAACCUGAUGUACCUGCGAGAUGCCCUCCCUGAAUAUAGUACAUUUGAUAUGAAUAUGAAACCUGAGUCUCGUUUAGACCAUGAAGAAAUUCCUGUAAACAAGCUGCAAGUAAGAAUGAAACCUAAACCAUGGUCAAAACGGUGGGAAAGGCCAAAAUACAACGUAAAAGGAAUAAAGUUUGAGCUACCUGAACAAAAAAUGAAAGAAGCACAGAAGUGGAGCCAGCCCUGGCUGGAGUUUGAUAUGCUGCGUGAAUAUGAUACUUCAAAAAUAGAGGAAAAAAUCUGGAAAGAAGUGAAUGAAGAGCUUAAAAAAUAAUACUAUUUUUCAAUAUAGGAAUUACUAAGAGAAUUAAUGCGUUCACUUCGAAUUCAAUAUAAGUUUUCAGCUGUUUUGUAUAUACAUAGGCACACUGUACAAUAAAGUUAACCUUUCCAGAAAA